Molecule: messenger RNA, 522 nt
Organism: Cooperia oncophora
Lineage: Eukaryota; Metazoa; Nematoda; Chromadorea; Rhabditida; Trichostrongylidae
Source: the annotation of a GenBank genome assembly
AUGGGGAAAUUAAAACUUCGAAAUGGAAGAAAGGUAGAUGUAGCAGUUAAAUUGGCAAAACUUGAAGUAUUAACGAAAGAGCAGAUUAAAGAAAUCAUGCAUGAAGCCCGUCUAAUGAGGAACUUCGAUCAUCCAAAUGUUGUUAAGUUCUAUGGUGUGGCGGCUGGGCAAGAGCCACUUAUGGUUCUUAUGGAGCUUGUUAACUGUGGAGCACUGGACUCUUACCUUCAAAAACAGGAACAACCAGUUGAAAAGAAAAACGAAAUGAUACUGCAGGCGGCUUGGGGUCUGGAGUACCUUCACAUGAAGAACGUUCUACACAGAGACAUAGCUGCAAGAAACUGCCUCUAUGGCGACAACAAGGUUAAAAUUUCGGACUUUGGUUUGACCAGAGAAGGCACAGUAUAUCAGAUGGAUCCACACAAGAGGGUUCCCAUACGGUGGCUGGCACCCGAAACGCUGAGGAUGGCUAUCUACACGCAGAAAACUGAUGUGUUCAGCUACGGUACGUAUUUUCUGUAG